Molecule: messenger RNA, 3330 nt
Organism: Xiphias gladius (swordfish)
Lineage: Eukaryota; Metazoa; Chordata; Actinopteri; Istiophoriformes; Xiphiidae
Product: pre-mRNA-splicing factor CWC22 homolog
Exons: 20
Coding region: 103-3165 (1020 amino acids)
Biological process (GO): mRNA splicing, via spliceosome
Cellular component (GO): catalytic step 2 spliceosome
Molecular function (GO): RNA binding; protein binding
Source: RefSeq, a predicted model, not a curated record
CCAUACCUGACCUGGAAGCAUUGCUGGUCAUUGAAGGAAGUUUUCCGCCAGAAAAAAGACUCUGAUUUAACGGAGGGACGAAAAGUCGGGAAGCAGAGCGGUAUGGACUCUCCAGGCAGAAAUCAAAGUCCCAGUCCUGCGCAGAGAGAACACAGUGGAUCUUCAGAGAACGAGUCCAGUCCAGCAGCAGAGAGGCCCCAACAGGCCAGCUCGGUCGAGAGAAGCCCCAAAGACAGGCCGUCCCCUCAGGCCAGUCCUGCAGGCCGCAGCCCUUCUGGGAGCCCCGCCUCUAGCAGCUCAGACGACAGCAGCAGCAGCAGCAGCAGCAGCAGUGAUGAUGAGGAUAAACAUCACGGGGCACUGAGGAAGAUUAGGAGCAGCGUGGCCCAGAUCAAAAGAUCCAGGUCCAGGUCCAGAGAGCAAGACAGAUCCAGGUCUAGAGAGAGAGAGAGAUCCAGAUCCAGAUCUAGAUCCAGGGGGCAAGACACAUCCAGGUCCAAAUCCAGAGAACAAGACAAAUCCAGGUCCAGAGAGAGGGACAGAUCCCGGGAAAGAAACGGAUCAAGAUCCCGGGAAAGAGACAGAUCAAGAUCCCGGGAAAGAGACAGAUCAAGAUCCCGGGAAAGAGACAGAUCAAGAUCCAGAGGAAGAGACAGAUCAAGAUCCAGAGGAAGAGAGAGAUCCAGGUCCAGGGGACGAGACAGAUCCAGGUCCAGAGAGAGGGACCGGGACCGGGAGCGCUAUGACAGAGGACGCUAUGCUAGAGAUCGCUAUGACGAUCGUCGUGACGACAGGAACGGGCGUUUUGACCGGCGUACCAAUCGGGAUGCAGAGCCAGAUCACAGGAGGCGCGGCCGCUCCGUUUCCCCUCCGACAGACAGGGAGCCGAUGGCGGCCGACGAGCCGCCGGUAAAGAAGAAGAAGGAGGAGCUCGACCCGAUCCUGACGAGGACCGGCGGCGCUUACAUCCCCCCCGCCAAGCUGCGCAUGAUGCAGCAGCAAAUCACUGACAAGAGCAGCCUGGCCUAUCAGAGGAUGAGCUGGGAGGCUCUGAAGAAGUCCAUCAAUGGUUUGAUCAACAAAGUCAACGUGUCCAACAUCGUCAACAUCAUCCAGGAGCUGCUGCAGGAGAACAUCGUCAGGGGGAGGGGUCUGCUGGCUCGCUCAGUGCUUCAGGCUCAGGCAGCUUCUCCGAUCUUCACUCACGUUUAUGCCGCUGUCGUUGCCAUCAUCAACUCUAAAUUCCCUCAGAUUGGAGAGCUGAUCCUCAAACGCCUCAUCCUGACCUUCAGGCGGAGCUAUCGCCGUAACCUCAAGCAACAGUGCCUAACAGCCUCAAAGUUUGUGGCUCACCUCAUCAACCAGAAUGUGGCCCAUGAGGUUUUGUGUCUGGAGAUGCUCACACUGCUGCUGGAGCGACCCACUGACGACAGCGUGGAGGUCGCCAUCUCCUUCCUGAAGGAGUGUGGACUCAAACUGACUGAGGUCUCCCCCCGAGGAAUAAACGCCAUAUUUGAGCGUCUCAGGAACGUCCUCCACGAGUCGACCAUCGAUAAGAGGGUCCAGUACAUGAUUGAGGUGAUGUUUGCCAUCAGGAAGGACGGUUUCAAAGAUCAUCCAGUGGUCCCAGACGGCCUGGACCUGGUGGACGAGGAUGACCAGUUCACUCACAUGCUGCCGCUGGAUGACGAGUACAACACCGAGGACAUCCUUAAUGUGUUUAAGAUGGACCCAGACUUCCUGGAGAACGAGGAGAAAUACAAAACCAUUAAAAAAGAUAUCCUGGACGAGGGCAGCAGCGAUUCGGGGGAGGAGGGAGAUGGCAGCGAUGAAGAUGAAGACGAUGAAGAUGAGAACGAGGAGGGGGGAGAAGAUGAGAAGGUCACCAUCUUGGAUAAGACAGAAGUCAACCUGGUUGCUUUCAGAAGAACCAUCUACCUCGCUAUUCAGUCCAGUUUGGACUUCGAGGAGUGCGCCCACAAACUGAUCAAGAUGGACUUUCCUGAGAGCCAGACGAAGGAGCUGUGUAACAUGAUCCUGGACUGCUGCGCACAACAGAGAACCUACGAAAAGUUCUUUGGUCUGCUGGCCGGGAGGUUCUGUCUGCUGAAGAAGGAGUACAUGGAGAGUUUUGAGGGGAUUUUUUCAGAGCAGUACGACACGAUUCACCGACUGGAAACCAACAAACUGAGGAACGUGGCCCGACUGUUUGCUCACCUGCUCUACACAGACUCUGUUCCAUGGAGUGUGUUGGAGUGUAUCAGGAUGAGUGAGGAGACCACGACGUCGUCCAGCAGGAUCUUUGUGAAGAUCCUUUUCCAGGAGCUCUGUGCCUACAUGGGCCUCCCCAAACUCAACCAGAGGCUCAAAGACCCGACUCUGCAGCCCUUCUUUGAAGGUCUGUUUCCUCGUGAUAAUCCCAGAAACACUCGCUUCGCCAUCAACUUCUUCACCUCUAUUGGACUGGGAGGACUGACGGACGAGUUGAGGGAACAUCUGAAAAACGCUCCAAAGAUGAUCAUGACUCAGAACCAAGAAGUGGAAUCCUCUGACUCCUCCUCGUCCUCUUCAUCCUCCUCUUCGUCAUCGGAUUCCUCCUCCUCAGACUCCUCUAGUGAAUCAGAUUCAGACUCCUCAGACUCGGACUCCUCCAGCAGCAGCAGCAGCAGCAGCAGCUCAGACUCAGACACCAAACAGCGGAAGAAGAAGAAGAGAAAAGAACAAAGUGAGGAGAAGAAGAAGAAGAAAGAGAAGGACAAGAAGAAGAAGAAGGAAAAACCCACUGACAAGAAGCGAACCAAACACAAGAAUGAUGAUGACGGGGAAUAUGACAGUAAUGACGAGAAGCAGGCGAGGAGGGACGGGAAAGGCCGUGCACGUGAGGUGGAGGAGCGUGAGCGUGCACGUGAGGGCGCCCGCCGGAGCAGACGAGACGAAAGAGCAGAAGAAGAAGAGCAAUACAAAGAGGAGGAGAGGAGGCGAAAAAUGGACGUUGAAGGCAGGCAAAGAGACGGCGAGAGGGAGAGAGAGAGAGACAGGGGGAGGGAAAGAGAGCGAGAACGAGCGAGGGAGCGAGAGUAUGAGGAGAAGAGAGAGAGGGAGAGAGAGAGGAAUAAAGAGAACAGAGACAGGAACAGAGAGAGAGAGGAGAGGAGGAGGAGAUAAAACUCCUCAUCCCUCUGUCCUGAAGCAGCAGUAGUGGACUGAUGACUGACAGACCAGUGAAUCUUUUCCUUCUGUCAUCCCUCUCUUCUUCACCCCAUCCUGUCGCUGAUGUUUUGGAUUUCGGGACCUCUCUCUCUCUCUCUCUCUCUCUCUCUCUCUCUUUCU